Pseudophryne corroboree (corroboree frog) is the source of this 822-nucleotide messenger RNA. It is a transcript of the gene TERB2, whose product is annotated as telomere repeat binding bouquet formation protein 2. The record is from RefSeq and is a predicted model, not a curated record. The transcript has 7 exons. Gene Ontology annotation, cellular component: nuclear inner membrane. The coding region runs from base 93 to 743 and encodes 216 amino acids. Gene Ontology annotation, biological process: meiotic attachment of telomere to nuclear envelope; homologous chromosome pairing at meiosis. Lineage: Eukaryota; Metazoa; Chordata; Amphibia; Anura; Myobatrachidae.
AUCUAGCAUCCACCACAGGUCUCCCAUGGCUGCUGCCAUACUGUAAUAGUUCUCUUCCUUUGAUACAGAACUCAGUUUGUGGGUCACACAUAAUGUUCCUUGGCUGUAAGGCCUGGUUUUCCCAAAGCGUGGAAAGCGACCUGAUCAACUUGUGGGAGUCUGAAGGUGGAGUCAUCACAACUCAUCAUCAUGCCAGUUAUCUUUUUAGCAGUGAUGCAUCUCACCGUGAUACCCAGAGAAUAUAUAACAGUCUGGACUAUGUUGAAAACAAAGCCACCGUUUUCCAUUCCAGCUUCCUGAAAUCAAGCACCAAGUCUAAAACCAAGAAUCUGGUGUCACUUGGGCAUUUCAUUCUCCCCCCACCCUCGCUUCACGAAGAAAUCAGAAGGCAAAUUGGCAACUUUAUAUGGGAGCAAGACAACACCCAAGAAGUAGAGCAGAAUGAUAAAACACCUUGCAGAGAUAACGAGAUUAACAGCAGGAGCAUUGAAUGUGUUACAAGGAAAGAGGUUUGGAAGUCUGGCAGUGAUCUCUCUGAUGAUGUGAUGUGCCACGCCCUUCACAAUUACCCUGUAAAUAACAUGUGCACAGGUUACAUUUCCAUUGACCAAAUGAAGAAAUUCUCAGGAGAGCUGCAUGAUUUCACCCCGGAUGCUUCAGAAUAUUUCGUUUUUUGCGUUCAAGAUGAAAGUAACAAUGUCUCAGGGAUUAAAAAUGUACUAAACAAAAAAUUGCUUAAUUAAUAGAUUGACGCUUUCUUUGUGUAAUGUUAGUGCUUUUGCGUGAAACAAAUAAAAGUUAAAUAAUUGUAUUAUGGUGAAA